Messenger RNA from Exserohilum turcica Et28A, 1634 nucleotides. RefSeq lists its product as uncharacterized. The record is from RefSeq and is a predicted model, not a curated record. The transcript is spliced from 2 exons. Bases 145 to 1335 code for a protein of 396 amino acids. Lineage: Eukaryota; Fungi; Ascomycota; Dothideomycetes; Pleosporales; Pleosporaceae.
GCCAAACAAAAAAAAAGUCGCUUGACACACCACACCUCCUCCCAGCACUCUGUGACACGCCGUUGAACGCCGUUACGACCUGUCUGCUGUAUAAACCCCCUCUCCGCGCCUCCGCAACAGAUACCCACCGCUCCCUGUUCCACAAUGCGCUACUCUUCUGCCCUGGUGUUGAGCACCAUUGUUGCUGGCCAGGCCGCUGCCGCCAAUGUCCACCACCGCCACGCCAGCUUCCACGCCCGCCGUCAAGCCGAGGCCAAGCGCAGCGCCGCCGAUGUCGACUGGAACAAGGUCGCCUACGACCUAAGCGACGUCGACUGGAGCAAGGUCGCCUACAACCACCCUUCGCCCGCUCCCGCUGCCGCUGCCGCUGCCGCGGUUGCAUCUGCCGCCCAGCCCUCCGCCCCCGCUCCCCAGCCCGUUGCUGAGGUCAAACAAGCCCCCCCGACCCAGCCAUCGCCAUCCCCAGCUCCUCUGGAUGCCUACCCCGUUGCUCCCCCCAAGUCGUCGCCUUCGCCUUCGCCCUCGCCCUCGCCCUCACCCUCACCCUCACCCUCACCCUCACCCUCGCCAUCGCCAUCGCCCGUGGCUGCUCCCCCAGUUGCGCCCAAGCCCAAGCCCUCGCCAGCUGCUAGCCCCAGCCCCAGCCCGUCGCCCAGCCAAACCUCCAACAACCCUCUCGGUGACCUUGGUGACCAGAUUGACCACCUUGUUGGCGACCUUCUCAACGGCCUCCAGUCCAUGAUCACGGGUCUUGGUGCCAAGAUUGGAAAGAACCCCACGUCCAACCAGAACGGCAUCUGGAUCGGCGGCGACAGCCCCUGGAAGGCCCAGUUCACCAACGACCACCAGGAUGACGCUGUCCUCUUCUGCUGGAGAUCCAAUGACUUCAAGAACAUGUGCCUCAACGAGAUGCAGCCCGAAAUCUCCGUCGGCCUCAAGUCUGGCCAAUCCGUUGAGCUCUCCUUUGCUGAGAAGGCCUCUGCUGCCUGCGCUCCCGCCUACCCCAACACCAAGCUCGCCAUGUUUGGUGGCAUUGACAACACAUGGUGGGAGGUUACCUUUGGCCAGGACGGUGCUUUCGAUGUCUCGCGCAACGUCAACAUGAACGGUAACAACAUCAGCGCAAAGGGCUCCAAGUGCACAUCAGACAUGAACACCUGCGUCUUCAAGUGCAAGAACGGCAUGUCCAGCUGCGAAAAGGGCUCCGACUACGACCUGUUCAACUGCGGUGCCGGCACUGGUGGCGGCGGUGGCUACGACCCCAUCAUGGCCGGUACCGGCGGUGGUUGCGCCAUGGGCAGCGACAGCGAGACUGUCAAGGUUGUCUUUUCCUAAGCGUCGCCUCACCUCCAUUGGCGUUUUUGGAACCAUGAGUCUCGCUGUUGUUGUCAUAUCAUCUUUUUUUUUGCGUAUUUUCACUUUGCCAUAUUCCCCCUCCCAAACCAUUUUUUGUUUCUAUGCCCGCUUGGAUAUGACUCUCUCUCUCUCUCUCUCCCCGGCCAACUAGUCGCCGUCGUCCUUGACAACAACAAAUAAAAAAGUCUGCCUGUCAUGAUACCCACGCGCAGCUUUUGGCUUAAUGGUAGUUAGUUAGGGCCUCUUUUUCCUCCCCAAACAGAACAUAGUAUAACGCC